Molecule: messenger RNA, 5282 nt
Organism: Pogona vitticeps (central bearded dragon)
Lineage: Eukaryota; Metazoa; Chordata; Lepidosauria; Squamata; Agamidae
Gene: PWWP2A
Product: PWWP domain containing 2A
Cellular component (GO): nucleus; chromocenter
Molecular function (GO): chromatin binding
Source: RefSeq, a predicted model, not a curated record
UACCAUGGCUCUUCCAGGAGUUGGCUGUCUAUUUUACUUUUCAUAUAAUUAUUAGUUACCUCUUAAUAUCUGCAAAUUUAAAAGAAUUGUUGCAUCUAUUGAAUUUUGGACUGUAUGAACGGCCUUUUAGAACUACAUAUUUCCCGAAUAAGUAAGUCCUGGAAGUUUAAGAGAACGGGCCUAGCAAGAUAUAACUCUAUGUACAGUACAUUAAAACAAAUGUAAGGAUUUUGGAGGGCACCACCCUGCAGAUACCAUAAUACAAACUCGAACUUUCCCAAGUUUCUGGAGACCCAGUAAAAGAGGAAUGGUGCAGCAGAACCUGGUAAAAAUAAGGAAGUGUCUGUUUUUGAAAGCCAUGUAAUCAUUUCACCCAGUGAGAGAACUCCAAGCAAAUGUUUUUGGCCUGUUCUUACCUCUGAAACUGGGUGUGUGCAUGCAAAUACCAAGCUCUCUGCUGGCGCUUACAGUACAGUAUUUGAAUCAAGCCUAGCAAUUCCUGUAGCUACCCUAUCUUCAGUCUGUUGGGAGACAGGCCUUUGAACAUGUCUUUUCAAUAUUCAUGAACUAGAUGUUGGCAUCUGGUAAAGAAGAAUCUAUAAACCUUUUUAUGCUUAAAGCUUCUAAUACCGUACUUUUAAACACAAUUUCACACAUCCUUUUCUAAAGUAUUAACGUGACCAUUCCCCUAUGCCUUAAUUAUGCAUAUUUUAAACCAAGACUCAGAUAGUGCUUUCGGUGGAGUUAGAAAAUUUCAGAAACAGUUGAGGGAAACAAAAACAAUGCAUUACAAAUUCUUGUGUUGGCUGUCUUAUUCCAUCUAGCUUACUUGCCAACUUAUUUAUUUAUAGGCCGCCUUUCUUCAGAUAAGGGGACCUUAGUUCUCCUACGGAUUGUUCACCCAUCUCCCGCACGUGUUUUCUCUAGAGUAAAUCCUAUGGACUGAAGCGGAGCACACUCCCAUCUCCCCCUUUGCCCAGAGUAGGAUUUUCCUUGAGGAGGUAGGCACUGGCGGUUACUGGAAAAAAAGGUCCCAGGAUUUCCCGUUAUUUUACUUUUGUUACUGUGGUUCGCAGAAGGCUGUCUCUGCGAAGAAAGGGCAUUUCUACAACUGUACUUUCCAUCAUUGCUCCUAGCCCAAAUUCCUCCUUUUACGGCUCUCAGACCGCUUCGCACUCAAAGCGCAGGUCCCACGUCCCAGUUCUUCUGCACUUUUCAUGCCAGCCUGUUCCAAAGGCAGAAACCAGUCUGGUACGCCCUUCCCUUUCAUCCUCUAGGCUAGGAAGCCCCAUGAAGGAACAUCACGCGGACGCUUCAGGUUGGUAGAAAACCACCAAGCGGCACCCCAACAGCCAGAGGGUCUACCUUGCUCUGUUUCACCAGACAUUUUGCAGGGCCAAUGAGCACCUUGAGCGGGGUAGGCGGGACUAUUCCUUUCCCCACGAAUAGAACGAGACCCGCUCAUUAACCUGCCCCCUUUUGAUCUUUGUCGACACAGAUACCAGUUGCCCCGCCCCUUCUUUUCCUCUUCCUGCCCCCCAAAAGGAACGUCUCCUCUUCUGACCAAUGGGAAGUUCUUCACAGUCUUGAUGGACUUUCCCUACUUCCAACAGGAGCUCGGAAGUAGCCCAAGACUUGUUCCCGCCCCCCCUAGGAGGAGGAGGAGGUGGCCGCCUCCCUUCCCAGGCGGGCGAAGAAGGCCGCGGUUAUCGAUCCCGCUGCUGGUAGAGGGAGGAGGAAGCAAGAGCAGCAGAGAAAAUGGCGGCCGUGGCUGCGACUGCAGCGGUGCCGGGUGAUGGGGGAGCCGGCGAGGCCGAGCCCAUUCCGGGCAGCGAGGCCGGCGCAGACCCUCUCCCUGCCGGCACUCAGGCCGCCGUGGAGUCUGCGGUCCUCGAAGCCAGGGAAGAGCCCGAACCAGCUCCAGGUGGAGAGGCCGAAGAGCCGUCGCCGCCGCCGCCGCCACCACCCAGGAGCCCCGCAGGAACCCGAGAGCUGCCGCAGGCCCAGCCCAGCCCCGUGGGAGAGCCGCCUCAGCCCUGCUCCCUCACGGCGGGACUCUCGGAGCUUCGCGAGGCGGACAAAGAGGAGGCAGCCCCGCCGCCCUGCUCGCCGCUCUUGCCGUCGCCGCCGCCUGCAGCUGGGGGCCCCGCGAGGCCGGAGCAGCCCGGGGAGGAGCCGCCCCGGCCGGAGGAGGAGGAGCCGGAUGCUGCUGUUGCUGCUGUCGCCGCCGCCGCCACCACCACCACCACUCCCAGCCCCGCCGUCAUGAAGCAGCCGGAGGUUCCCCCGACGGUAGAGCCGGCCGUGGCCGGGACAGGGGAAGAGGCGCUGUUGCUACCGGGCUCGGAGGUUCUGGUCACCCUGGACCACAUCAUCGAGGACGCGCUGGUGGUGUCUUUCCGGUUCGGGGAAAAACUCUUCUCCGGGGUCCUCAUGGACCUCUCCAAAAGGUUUGGACCCCAUGGAAUCCCUGUGACCAUAUUUCCCAAAAGAGAGUACAAGGAUAAACCAGAAGCAAUGCAGCUCCAAAGUAAAACAUUCCAAGAUGAGACACAGGUGAAGUGUGAAGCCAAUGGUGUAGCUACAGACUCUUCUCCCAUCCAGCCAUCAGAACCUAGCCUGGCUAAAAGUUUGUGGACUUCCAAACCACCUCCUCUCUUCCAUGAAGGAGCACCGUAUCCUCCUCCUUUGUUUAUCAGGGACACAUAUAACCAGUCAAUACCUCAGCCUCCACCUCGGAAAAUUAAAAGGCCCAAGCGGAAAAUGUACAGGGAGGAACCCACUUCUAUUAUGAAUGCUAUCAAACUACGACCCAGACAGGUCUUGUGUGACAAAUGUAAGAACAGUAUUGUUGCAGAAAAAAAAGAAAUUAAGAAGGGCAGCAAUGCAAGUGACUCCUCAAGGUAUGAGGAUAGUAGAAAACGAAGAAAUGAGAGUGUAACUACUGUGAAUAAAAAAAUUAAAACUGAUCAUAAAGUUGAUGGGAAAAGCCAAAAUGAGAGCCAGAAAAAGAAUUCUGUGGUUAAAGUUGCAAAUAUUACUCACAGCAGAAGCAGAGUUGUCAAAGUUCCCACUCAAGCAAAUACAUCGAAAACACAGUUAAAUACUAAAAAAGUUCUUCAGAGCAAAAACAUGGAUCAUGCAAAAGCUCGGGAAGUGUUGAAAAUAGCCAAAGAGAAGGCACAAAAGAAACAGAGUGCAACGUCUACUUCCAAAAAUGCACAUUCAAAGGUCCACUUCACGCGGCGUCUUCAGAACACCAGCUCAGGUUCCCUGCCCCCACGAUUACGUCUAAAGCCUCAAAGGUACCGAAAUGAAGAAAACGACUCUUCUCUCAAGACAGGGCUUGAGAAAUUGCAGAGUGGCAAGAUGGCAGCUAAGCCCCAGUCUCGCUGCUCCUCCACCCGCACAGCAGGUGAGGCCCCUUCAGAAAACCAGAGCCCCUCAGAAGGCCCCGAAGAGGCCAGCAGUGAGGUUCAGGACACAAGUGAAGUGCAUGUACCUGUUGAUCAGGAUGAACAGCAGACACUGGGCAAGAGAGGCAGCAAAAGCAAUAUAACGGUUUACAUGACCCUUAAUAAAAAGAAAUCUGACUCUUCCAGUGCAUCAGUGUGUAGUAGUGAUAGCACAGAUGACUUGAAGUCCACCAACUCUGAGUGUAGCACUACUGAAAGCUUUGAUUUUCCUCCAGGCAGCAUGCAUGCACCUUCUUCCUCCUCCUCUUCCUCCUCCUCGUCCUCUUCGAAGGAAGAGAAAAAGCUCAGUAAUUCCUUGAAAAUGAAAGUCUUUUCAAAAAAUGUCUCUAAAUGUGUUACACCAGAUGGCAGGACCAUAUGUGUAGGAGACAUUGUUUGGGCCAAGAUAUAUGGCUUCCCAUGGUGGCCAGCCCGCAUUCUUACUAUAACUGUGAGCCGAAAAGAUAAUGGCCUUUUAGUUCGACAGGAAGCUCGUAUUUCAUGGUUUGGGUCCCCAACAACAUCUUUCCUUGCUCUUUCGCAGCUCUCCCCUUUUUUAGAAAACUUUCAGUCGCGAUUUAAUAAGAAGAGAAAAGGUCUUUACCGCAAGGCCAUUACAGAAGCAGCCAAGGCUGCUAAGCAGCUAACUCCUGAAGUUCGGGCCCUGCUGACACAGUUCGAAACAUGAACAUGAAAAGUAAGGUAGGCAAGAAAUGUGGAGGCUCCUUGAAAUGUAAAGCCUAGUAAAAUACCCUGAAGGACUUGGCCAAUUAAACACAAAAAUUGCACUCAGUUGGCUGCUUUUUUUAUACUGAAAUUUCCAUUUGUAGCAAUGUCUUGACUGAAAGUUCCACUUAAAAGGAUUGUACAUGCAAUCAAAUUAACCUAAAGUGAGAUCUCAGUAUUUUUCAAAAGGACUCUUAAAAUUUUUUGUAGAAGUUAAAAAUUCCCCUGAUCACCCCCAUGCACAGGAGCCAUAACCUCAGCUGAAGAGCAGUUUAUUUGCAGGGAAUUUUUACUAGUUUCUACCCACUAUAUAUAUAAUUUCAGUGUGUGGAGAAUGGUGGGGGUGGGAGGAGCAGUUUACCCAAGCAAUGGAAGUUAUAGAUAUGACCUGCAGGGGCACCUCAAAUGCAGGGGCCCAAGGUCCCGUGCAAGCCUUGAACUCUUCUUGUAAUGUUUUGACCCCAAACUAAUGCUUGCAGUGUGAGUGGGCCCAAAGAGUUCCGUCAGUGGCUAAACACACUUUGAUUUCCACUGGUCACUUUACAUUCUGUCAGAAACCAGUCUAAUCUGAAUGCGGCUAGAAUCAUAUAAUCACUAGUAAAAGGGUCUUGGCAGUCACUUUUUUCCAUACAGUUAUACUAUGCACCCAGGGAUAGAAGUAUAGACUUUGGGUCUUGACAAAGUUAAAAUGAAGUCAGUUGCUUGCAGGCAGGUUUGGAUAGUCCCUCCUUUUUUGGGAUCAAGGGCUGUUAAUGCUGCAGUAGGUGUUAAUCAUAAUUUCCUAUCUGGGGGUGGGGGUGGGGGCUCCUAGGACAAUUGUCCAGUUUAGCUUGAUUAAAUUUGUGUUGUGUAAAUAAUUGGUCAGAUUCCCCCCACCCCACCCCAACAACUUGUUCUUAAAUUCUUAGGAUACGUCCCAGUAAAUUACACUUUGUGAACUGUCAGAUGUGUAAUUGUUGCAUUUGGAUGUACCGAACUGCAUUUUUUAAGAAAAAUAUUUCCGUUCAAAGGUAUCUGUUUGCAGGUCAGAAAAUAUGGAAAAUGUAAUUGUAAUGCUCUGAAAUGUACAAAAAAUUGUAAAUAAAAAUUGACUAAAUCUAA